This is a messenger RNA of Varroa destructor (honeybee mite), 2927 nucleotides long. RefSeq names its product ADP ribosylation factor-like 6 (gene Arl6). NCBI's taxonomy places the organism in Eukaryota, Metazoa, Arthropoda, Arachnida, Mesostigmata, Varroidae. The record is from RefSeq and is a predicted model, not a curated record. Gene Ontology annotation, molecular function: GTP binding; GTPase activity.
UUUCUGCCGGUUUAAACCAAGCCCCCAAUUAAGUGGUCGCCUCUACGCUUCAUACUAACAUAGGCCCAUGUUGCUCUUUCUCUCUUUGAGAUUUUGAAUUGGACGUAACUAUGGUAACAUCACAACUCGAACUGAGAUGGUUCUUACUGCUAUCAGGUCAAUGUCGAAUAUAAUUUGCUCACACUGAGGUUCAGCCAUCGAAGCGUCUGGCAUAAGCCCGACGUCCCGACUCCUGACUCAGAUUCAUCAGCCGAGUUUUUGUGAUGUGGGCCUACUUUGCUGUCCUUGGAACUAACGUCUAAAUCGAACAAGCCGUCUGCGAAAGAUACUGCUCAAGAGGUUAUCUGCAUUUGCGGAGCAUUUGUGUCCUUCAUGAUCAUGUGAACUGCUAUCGUUGUCGAGGUUGUAAAGUACAAAGUAUUUUUUUCGAUUGACCUUUUUCGAAAAGCAAGACCAGCUAUAAACCUCGAAUUCGAUCUGUGACCCAGCUGUGAUAACUGGACAAGGAAAUACGCCAGUCACCAAGUACUUGCCUGCUUUCGUCCUCACAAUGGGUUUAUUUGACCGUUUAGUUGUGUUCUUGAAAAUUAGGAAGCGUCAAGCGUCGGUGCUCGUAGUUGGUCUCGAUAAUAGCGGAAAGUCCACUAUUUUAAAUCAUUUUAAACCGGAAGAGCAGAAAUCGAUUGAAAUUGUCCCUACAAUCGGCUUCAGUGUAGAGACGUUCAAGGUUAAAAAUCUUAGCUUGACGGCAUUUGACAUGUCCGGCCAGGGUCGAUACCGUAACCUAUGGGAACAUUAUUACCACGAUGCGCAGGGAGUAGUGUUUGUUAUCGACUCUACCGAUGCACUGAGGAUGGUAGUUGUCAAAGAUGAACUUGAACUUCUUCUUCAACACAAAGAUAUUAAGGGUCGUCAGGUGCCUGUUCUUUUUUUUGCUAAUAAAAUGGAUCUCAAAGACGCGCUGUCCAGCGUCAAGGUAUCGCACGCACUUGGUCUCGACACUUUAUGCACAAAAAGCUGGCAUAUCUGUUCGUCCAAUGCGCUUACAGGCGAGGGCGUCCGUGAAGGUCUGGAAUGGCUUAGCGAACAGAUACAAGCGAACCUCACAUAAAUCAUGAUGAGCAAUUAAAAAAUCUUCAUUCUAAUUGGGAGCCGUGCGAUUAUGUGUUAAAUUACAGAUCGGCGUUUUUCAACAUUAUUGGAGACGAUAGUUCAUAUAAGCUUAACGUGUGUAUGUGUGGUUCGAAAAGAAAACCCUUAUUCCUGCAAAAAUCAGCGAUCUUUUUGAGAACCGCCAAGAAGCCUCAUUAGAUAAUUACUAGACACCUUUUGUGAAGCGUCAUUAACCUUAAUUACGUUUAACAUUUGUAAUUGAUUUAUAAAGAUACACAACACACAUAGCGAAACAAAAAAAAACCGGAAAAGAAGUACCGACUUAGGCGUAAGCAGAAUAAAUAUAGCCAAAUAAACAAGUGGUAUUGGAGGGGCUAUGGAGGUGUAGCGCCACCGGUCGAAAUAGACGAAGUUCUGCAUGCGAGACUCGACUGCUUCCAGAAACCAAACAUUACAAUCAUCCCUGGAGCCGCUUGAACAGAUCAGGUAUUUCCCACAACAAAUACGUUUCUCUAUUACUCUUCUCAAUUAACGGGUAUUGGAGUCGUCUGCUUAGUGAAAUCAAACAAAUUUUAGCGUAAAGCAUCUGGCACAGAUCUCACAGAACUGUAGGUAUUGUCUUUUCAUUAUUUGAGCAAUGGUUUACUACGGUUUCGGUGCACUUCAUAGAAGAGGACAACGUUGACCACUCGUUACCCGUGAUCGAGUCAUAGAUUAUAGCGGGGCUGGCCUAACUUAGCUGUCAGAUUAUAACGAGGCAGAAUUUCGCAAUGAGACGAGCAUAUCUAUUGUGCAUAAAUUGAUUUUUUCGAAAUACGGCUUGAGCUAUCUUGCGAUAGCAUGAUCCAGUUUCAUUCAAAGCACCCAUUAAUGACUAUUUACUAGAGGGUUAUCGUGAAAAAACUAAAAACUAUUCUAAAAUAUGGAAGGAAAAGCAAGCGUAGAAAAGUGGAUAGGUAAUCCGUUCAUCGAGUGUUCAUGUUAUGACUACGCAUAGUCCAAGGCCAUGUUCGAUCGUUUAGCCUUCAGGCACGAAACUGAUACAUGGAUUUAGCGCAACUGUAGACCACAGCGAUAGCACGAUUCCACAUAAGGAAACAACAGAUCUCAUGAUUCAUUACAAGCUAUAAUAUCGAAUGAGAUCUGACCGAUUUCCCGAACCAGCCUAUUAUUGAUACAAAGUAGUAUCAUAAUAACUCACUGAUAUCUAUUAUUACUCUCGAGAUUUCAAUAUGGUCACCGCUACGCUGAGAGCAAUGCAACUGGCAAUCCGGAUGGAUCCGUUGGAUGUAUCGAUGCCAUCAAUCACAACUGCGAUUGAGCUACAAAACGGUUUGGAAGCCGCCAGCCCGCAUUAUAGUGCAGGCGGCUCUCUCUCGAUCUGACCCUAUGCGGUUUCGUUCAUGUGAGCAUGUGCUUGUAUAAAAUCUGACUUACAGCCCGAUCGAUUCCCUUGUUUAUAGUAUUGUAAAUAGAGUAACUGAUCAACCAUAUGACAAUAAUGAAUAAAGUGUUAGUUCUACGUUUGUUAAUUGGCCGUAUCUUCAUUUUGGCAGUGGUUAGGUUGAGAACACCGUAUAUGUUAUUUUGCCGUAGAAAGUCAAGCGCAAGGCUUGAAAUUCACUCGGCUGGCAGUGGUACGCUCUGGCUUACAUCUUGAUCAACAACCUUUGCUUUGUAAUGCGUAUAAGAGCCACCAUCUUCACGUUCGUAUUAAAUCGGCUAUAUUUGUUCCCUCGUACAAUAUAAUAAUGGCCUCGAUAAAACUGUGAAUGCUUGUAUGACGAGUCCGUAAUGGAGGAUGGUGCAAAUCC